CCCGCCCUCAGGCGGCCAUGGCGGCGCCGGCGCUGCCGGUGGCGGAGCCGCUGCCGGGGGCCCCGGCCGAGCCCAACCCCUUCUCCUUCCGCGAGUUCGUCCGCUCCAAGGCCCGCGGCGGGGGCGGCGCGGGCGCUGACACGCAGGCGGCUUGGGCCGUGCCCCCGCUGCCCGCAGUGCCCGCAGAGUCGGGGGACGAGCAGGAGGACGAGGAGGAGGAAUGGAGCGAGAGCUACCGGCCGCUGGCCGUGGAGCAGGAACACCUGGGCAGCGCCGGAGCCGCCCCAGAGCCGGGCUGGGUCCCCCCGCUGCAGCCGAGCUACGAACAGCUAAAAGAAGAGAAUGCUAUCUUGAGAAGCAAGAUCAAUAAGCUUCAGAUUCUGUCUGAAACUCAAGCAGACAAGAUGAGGAAGCUUGAGAAGAAGCUUGAGGAAAACAAAAUCAAAGAAGAAAAGGAAGCACAGGAUUUGGAAGCAAUGGUGCAGCACGUGGAGCAGAAUCUCCAGCUGAUGACUAAAAGGGCUGCCAAGGCUGAGAACAGUGCUGCCAAGCUGAGGCAGGAGAAUGCCCAGCUGCAGGCGGAGCUGAGGAAUUCCCGGCUGGAGAAGGAGGAGCUGCGGGCGGGCCAGGCGGGAUUGGCCGCGGCCAAGCAGAACGCGGAGGCGGCGCUGCAGCAGCUGCUGCAGGUGACAGCCAGCUCCCGGGCAUCCAUCAGGUCAGCUGCGCUGGGACAACCCUCCCACACCCUCCUGGGCUCACAGACAAACCUCCUCACGGCGUUUUUAGGGUUAAAAUUCAGGGGUUUGUGUUCUGUACCAGAGGAGCUGCUCUGUGUUCUUACCCGCGAUGUGUUUCCUUCAAGUGUGAACAUCAGUGGGAAGUGGGAGCUUCCAGUCCUGAUAAAAUGCUGCUUGAUAAAUCAUAGAAUGUGGGGAAACUCCCCCAAAGCUGCCUGGCUGCCUGUCCCCACGUGUAACCCUGCAUCUCUCCCACUCCAGGCAGCUGCUGUCUGGAGCAGAAUCCCUGCAGCUCGUGGCUGAUCUGCUGAAAUCCAUAGACAGAAUCUCUGAGGUGUCAGAGGAUGGACGCUGAGUGACUCACACAGCACGGAGCACUUUGUUUUCAUAUGGAAACCAUUACUAAAAAGUGAAUUUUUUAACCUUGGCCUCAUUUUGACGCGUCAAACUGCAGACCUGGCUUCUCCAUCCCCUCCCAAGGGAUCCCUGAACCGGGAAGGGAGCAGCCCGCAGCGCCGUUCCUGCGGGGCCGGGAGCGCGGUUCCUCGUCCCCGGGCACCCGCAAAUCCCCGG
Camarhynchus parvulus is the source of this 1310-nucleotide messenger RNA. RefSeq names its product endosome associated trafficking regulator 1 (gene ENTR1). Gene Ontology annotation, cellular component: ciliary basal body; recycling endosome; centrosome. The transcript has 6 exons. Lineage: Eukaryota; Metazoa; Chordata; Aves; Passeriformes; Thraupidae. The record is from RefSeq and is a predicted model, not a curated record. Gene Ontology annotation, biological process: positive regulation of protein localization to cilium; positive regulation of cilium assembly; regulation of cytokinesis. Bases 18 to 1040 code for a protein of 340 amino acids.